CAUCGAGGUGCAGGUCAGAUCUUCUUCACACGAACAUCUUCCUACGGUAAAAAGAAGUUGGACGCUGCCAGUGCCGUGUUUCCAGGUGAUGUCAUCUCGGGUCAUCUUCUGAUGUCAUGGCGACCUCUUCCUCCUCCUCACAAGGGUCGGCUCCUGGUGUCCUGGGAAAGGUCCCACAAACCCCCGGGGAUCUUAUCAUAUAUUCUCUGGAGGAUCUGAAUGGAAGUGACUUCAAGAGAUUUAGGAACAAAUUGUCUGAUUUCUCCUAUGAAGAUAAACUUCCCAUCCCCCAAGGAAAACUAGAAAAUGCAGACUGCAUCACCACCAAGGAUCUCCUGAUUGGCAGAUAUGGAGAAGAAGGGGCUCUGGAUGUCACCAUUCAUGUCUUUACACUCAUCGUUCUGAUGGGACCCGCAGAUGACCUCCAGGAGAGGAGAGCACAACAUGCCAAACUGAAGAAGACGACACAUGAGAAAACAUUAUCAGACAUCAGUAAGGAACACAGUGAGUCUGAGAAAGAGAAGUUCCAGAGGAUUCCAGAAUAUAAUUCCCGUAUGGGGGAGGCUGUUCAUCUACAGGAAAUAUUCACCAAGUUAUGGAUGAUAAUUGGACCCCGGAAUAAAGAGGGAAAAGAAGAAGAAAUAAAUAGUUCAGGGAGAAGACAUCUACAGAACAUGGAGAAAAGAUCCCCAACCACAAUCCCGGCCCUCUUUGACCCUGAUAAAUGUGGGUUCAUCCCUAAGAUUGUUGUGUUACAAGGAGCUGCUGGGAUUGGGAAAACAGUGACCUCCAAGAAGAUCAUGCUGGACUGGGCCUCUGAGGAUCUCUACCGAGACAAGUUUGACUUUGUGUUUUAUCUGAGCUGUAGAGAAAUCAACACCAUCCCUGGAGACAUAAGUCUUGUGGGACUUUUAUCCAAAACCUGCAGACUGAGUUCAGGUGACCUGGUGUCUAUUCUGGAGGAUCCUGGAAAUCAGAGAAAACUUCUGAUCAUAGUUGAUGGGUUUGAUGAACUGAGGUGGACUCUGGAGGGGAAAUCUGAGGGUUGUCCUGACAUUUCUAUGGAAACCCACAAAGAAAUAAUAAUCCAAAGCUUGCUCAGGAGACAGGUUCUCCCAGAAUCUUCUCUGAUCAUCACCACAAGGUCACUGGCCAUGAAGAAACUUAACACAUUCAUUGCUGAUUCUCGUAAUGUGGAAAUCCAGGGAUUUACAAGGGAAGAUCGGGAGGAAUAUGUCCAUAAUUUCUAUGGAAAUAAAGAAGAUGCAGACAAGGUUCUCCGUAUAAUAAAAGACGAUGACGUUGUGUACACCAUGUGUGCUGUCCCCAUCACAUGCUGGAUUGUCUGCACUGUAAUGAAACAAGAAAUAAGAAAAGAUUUGGCUUUAAUUCGGUGUCAUACGAUGACUUCAAUUUACCUUCUCUACCUGGAGAUUUUACUAACCCAUCACAGCAAUACGGAGCCAUCUGUACCCAGGAAACAAACCUGUCUGAAGAAGCUGUGUGCUCUGGCCAAUCAGGGACUUCUGAACCAACAAAUCUUAUUUGAGAAGAAAGAUCUAGAAAGACAUGGACUUUCUCUGGAUGAGGUGGAGUCUGUAUUUCUGAAUGAGAACAUCUUUCAUUGGGACGUCCGAACCCAGACCUGCUACAGCUUCAUCCACCUGAGUGUACAGGAGUUCCUUGCUGCUCUCUAUUAUGGGAUGGAUGAUUGGUUUGGAUUUAUGAAAAAUAUUUUCCUCCCAAAGAUCUGUAAAGGGAAAUCACUCCAUGACCUCAGUUCAGAUUACUCACAUUUAGCAGUAUCUGUACAAUUCAUGUUUGGUCUCCUAAAUGAAAAUCAGGUGAAGACAUUCUCAGAGAUCACAGGAAUCCCCAUCUCACUCCGAGCCAAACCUGCAAUGAAAAAAUGGGCCAUGAAGGACAUCAAUCAGAAUUUCUGUACUCGGACCAUCUUCUGUCUGUAUGAGACUCAGGAUGAGGACUUCAUUAGGAGAGUCAUGUCUGGAUGUACAGAUUUGAAGCUGAGGGGCUCACAUACUGGUCACUUGUGGAUGGACAGGAAUUAUUCCAAGCAGCUGAACUAUUGCUUGAAGACUUUGAAGAGAGAAAGUUUUCAGUCUUUAUAUUUUAUAUCUCUCACUGUGGAUCCAGAGUGCCAGAAACUUCUCUCUCCAUUCCUACACAGGAGUCAGAAGGUCGGAUUUGUGCGUUGUACUAUUUCCAGUAAAGAUUGUCCGGGAGAGGACAAAGCAGAAGAAGAAGAUUCCUGCUCUUCAGGAUAUAAAAUGAAGUGUGAUUCUCUUUCCUUUCUGAUGAACCCGGAGAGUAAAAUUCAGGAAUUGGGAGCUGCUUCUUCUCUACAAAGUUCUGCCUUCAGUACCAUCUCUCCACUGCUGCUAAGGACCCGAUGCCCAACCUCACCAGAGCACCCUCAUCUCUCCACUGCUACUAAGGACCGGAUACCCAACCUCACCAGAGCGCCCUCAUCUCUCCACUGUUUCUAAGGACCGGAUACCCAACCUCACCAGAGCGCCCUCAUCUCUCCACUGCUACUAAGGACUGGAUACCCAACCUCACCAGAGUACCCUCAUCUCUCCCUCUUUCAGGUCUUAGCCAUAGCUGUCUGUUAGGUUCAACAACACCCCAUUAGAUGCCCCCCAACCUCACACAGACAUGGGCGGGGUUACAUAUAACAUGAAUUAAUAAGCAGUUUUACACCGCAAAAAGAAAAGGGUGUCCUAUCCCUUCAUGGACACCUCUGAAGGGUCUGAAACAUUAGACAAGUGUUUGGAUCUCACCAACCUGGAUGUGUAAAGGUCGGGGGGUCCAUCCCAAUUAUUGGAGGAACAUGCCUUGUAUUCUAUAACAUACACUACAUGACAUGGGUUGUAGGUCAUAUAUUGUCUGAUUGGAGACUUUAGAUGUCAUCUCCUGGCUGACAUUCUGUCCCUUCCACUAUCUGCAGAUUAUCAGAGAUGGAAUAGUGAGGAGACAAUAGAGAUCCUAAAGGGGGGCUUUUCUCCUUGGCAGUCCUUGUGUAGAAUAUCAGAUGAUUGUCAGAAUAGAGAACAGGUGAGUUCUUCUUCAUAAUUCUCCCCAUUUCUCCUCUUCCUCUGAAGAACGGAUUACACAAGUCACACAUGUGUCUGGACUGUGCUUCCGUUUAGAUAUAGCCCCGGAGCUGAUAGGGAAACAAUAGGAGGAGGGACGGCAUGACAGGGAGGGACAGUUCAGGGAUGCAGCGUUUAGAAUGGGGUUUGCAUUAAGGGAGUAGGAGUGGCCCAGGGAAAGGAGGGGCUGCUGGGAGAACAGUCGGGUAGGGAGGAAGUGACGUAUCGUCACUCCUCCAUUUUACAUCAGGAAGAAGCGUCCCACCCACCCUCUCCAGGUUGCAGGCAGGAAGGGGGGCGGUGUUGGGUCUCUGGAAGAGGAGAAAAGGCAGGAAGUUUUAGGAAAACAGUAUUACCCAUAGGUGGUAUGGGGCUUACGGGUACCUUUCGGUCAACGAGGAUUGACCAGGAAGGAGUAAACAUGUAGGUCACUGCGGACAGGUGUACUGCCUCUGAGUCGGGGUCUUGCCACUGAGGCCGAAGUUAAAUAG
Messenger RNA from Rana temporaria (common frog), 3604 nucleotides. RefSeq names its product NACHT, LRR and PYD domains-containing protein 3-like. Gene Ontology annotation, cellular component: cytoplasm. Bases 117 to 2507 code for a protein of 796 amino acids. The transcript has 7 exons. Gene Ontology annotation, molecular function: protein binding. NCBI's taxonomy places the organism in Eukaryota, Metazoa, Chordata, Amphibia, Anura, Ranidae. The record is from RefSeq and is a predicted model, not a curated record.